This is a messenger RNA of Nicotiana tabacum (common tobacco), 2478 nucleotides long. RefSeq names its product rust resistance kinase Lr10-like. Gene Ontology annotation, biological process: protein phosphorylation. Gene Ontology annotation, molecular function: polysaccharide binding; ATP binding; protein kinase activity. The record is from RefSeq and is a predicted model, not a curated record. NCBI's taxonomy places the organism in Eukaryota, Viridiplantae, Streptophyta, Magnoliopsida, Solanales, Solanaceae.
UUCAUAUUCCCACGCGACCCAACAUGGAGACGCGCAGAACAAAUAUAACAAACAGUGCACGGCUAAUCAUAGACGACUGGAUUUUGACUUCCUUACCAUAUAGUUCACAUCACACAUCACAUCAGUGUAGCCUCGUUCCAUCUGCAGAUAUGAUGUUGGAAAGACGACUCUGGAUUGCUACUCUUAUAGUAAUAAUUUGCACAACCAUUGUUAAAGCCCAAAAUGUUACUCACUGUACUUCUUCUUGCGGUGAUAUUCAUAACAUCAGCUUUCCUUUUCGAUUGAAAGCUGAUCCCCACAACUGUGGUGAUUCAAGGUUCGAGCUCGAUUGCCAGAACAACCGUACUGUCAUAAGUUUGAGUACUUUCAUAAGUUCGGACGCAGGAAUAUAUAACGUGCUAGAAAUCAACUAUGAUAAUUUCAUUAUCAGAGCAAUUGACCCUGGUGUGGAGCAUCAAAUUAGCAGGAACUGCACUACUUCUCCCAAUAACUUCCGCAUGUUUGCUCCUACCGCCUCAGCUUUUGACAGUAUUAGUUCGAACCGUCCCAUUCUUUAUGUCAAUUGUUUAGCCACUGUAAAGUCUUCCAGCUAUGUGGAGACUACUUUCUGUGGUUCACAGAACAAGACUACUACUACUUCUUCUGAGAGUCAUAGCUAUCUCACCACUGGACAGGACAUGACGAUUUCGGAUUUGGCAGAGAAUUGCAGCGUUGAAAUGGUUGCCUGGACUUCAGCCCGGGGACUUUCAGUGGAUAAUAAUUCUCUAUCGAGCAUUCAUGCGGCACUGACAGAUGGGUUUGAACUUUCUUGGAAACGUGCCUUUAUGUGCAGAGAAUGUGAAGCGAGAGGAGCCUUCUGUUCUGAAGACGACGGUUAUAGUUGCAGCAACCCCUGCUAUAGCUACUGGGUGAUGGAGAGAAUUCCCCUCCCUUGUCGCCUCUCCCACAAUGGUGUUCUUACAACAAUAUACGUUGGAAGUGCUACAUUUUCAAUUCUGUCAUUGCGCUCUCUCUUUGGAUUGGUUUUCCUGAUUGCAUUAAUAGUGUACAAAUGGAGAAGACAACACUUAUCUAUGUACCAAUCAAUUGAAGACUUCCUGCAAAUCCAGAGCAACUUUGUGCCAAUUAAGUAUUCCUACUCUGAGAUUAAGAAGAUGACUAAUAAAUUCAAGGAAAAACUUGGUGAAGGAGCCUAUGGAACUGUCUUUAAAGGAAAGCUACGCAGUGGUCCUUUUGUUGCAGUGAAGAUGAUGCACAAAUCUAUGACUAGUGGGCAAGAAUUUAUCAGUGAAGUUUCCACAAUUGGAAGGAUUCAUCAUGUUAAUGUUGUGCAGCUCAUUGGAUUCUGUGUUGAGGGCUCGAAACGUGCUUUGGUAUAUGAGUUCAUGCCUAAUGGUUCCUUAGACAAGUACAUAUUUCUGCAAGAAGGAAUUGUUUCCUUGAGUUACAAACAAAUGUUCGAUAUAUCUCUAGGAGUUGCCCGUGGGGUAGAAUACCUACAUCGGGGCUGUGACAUGCAGAUCUUACAUUUUGAUAUUAAGCCACAUAACAUUCUUCUUGACGAAAAUUUCAGCCCCAAAAUAUCUGACUUUGGGCUUGCCAAAUUGUAUCCAACAGAUGAUAGUAUAGUGAGCCUAACUGCAGCAAGAGGGACAAUGGGUUACAUGGCUCCAGAGUUGUUUUACAAAAAUAUUGGAGGAAUCUCAUACAAAGCCGAUGUAUAUAGUUAUGGAAUGUUGUUGAUGGAAAUGGCAGGCAGAAGAAAGAACAUGAGCCCAUUUGCCGACCACUUAAGCCAGAUUUACUUUCCUACCUGGGUUUACGACCAAUUCGAUUUAGGAAAUGACAUAGAGAUACAGGAUGCCACCGAUGAAGAAAGGAGCAUGGUAAAGAAGAUGAUGAUUGUGGCAUUGUGGUGCAUACAGAUGAAGCCGGCUGAUCGUCCUGCAAUGAACAAAGUUGUUGAAAUGCUUGAAGGAGAUGAUGAACUCCUACAGGAGCCCCCAAGACCUUUUAUAGCUCCCCGUGAGAUUAAUGCUGGAGAUGUUACUGAGACAAUAAGAAUAUCCUGUGACAUUCUAGGUGGUUAAGGUUAACUCACCAUGUUUUGCAAACCGUGGUAAGAAGACCUUAAGGAGAAUUCCUGAGUGCCAACACUGCUUCCAUGCCAACUGUAUAGACAAAUGGCUACGAUUAAAUGCUUUAUGUCCAGUUUGCUGCAAAUCCCCAGGCCCAAGCUAUUUUCCCUUAGUGAGGCUCCCUAAUUAUUUCUCAUUUGAAUGUAGACUUCACCUUUUAAUCGGCACCAUGACUACACGAGAUGAACCUUAGUUUAGUAAAUUGAAAUUGGCCUCGUGUAGUAAUGAGGUGCUCAUUGCUGCUUGUUGGCUUUUAUUUUAUGAGAAUAGAUGGUUGGAAGUCAUACUUAUAUUCUUGAGGAAAUUGGACAGCAAUAUCCAUAAACUUCUUUUUUUCAUU